UCCGGAAGCGGAAGUGCACGAAGGUCAGGGUUGGUUUUCAAGAUGGCGGCCUUCAAUGUGUUGGUGUCUGGUUGUGGGCGGCUGUUCCGAGGGCUCCUGGCAGGCCCGGCCAUGACCAGCUGGGCUCGGCCUCCAGUUCGCGGAUUCAGGGAAGUGGUGGAGAUCCAAGAAGGGAAGACAACUAUAGAUGUUCUGCUGCUGAGUCAGUUCAUCCGGCCUCAUGGAGGCAUGCUGCCCAGGAGGAUCACAGGCCUGUGCCAAGAAGAGCACCGCAAGAUUGAGGAGUGUGUGAAGAUGGCCCACCGAGCAGGUCUGUUGCCAAAUCACAGGCCUCGGCUUCCUGAAGGAUUUGUUCCGAAGAGCAAACCCCAGCUAAAUCGGUACCUGACCCGCUGGUCCCCUCGCUCUGUCAAGCCCAUCUACAAUAAAGGCCACCGCUGGAACAAGGUGCGCAUGGCUGUGGGAUCACCCCUCCUGAAAGACAACAUCUCCUACUCAAGAAGGCCUUUGGUGCUGUAUCAUUGACUGAGAGCAGGGCUUUCUGAGAGCCUGGCCAGAACUCUUCCUGUACUCCUGCCCCAUCCCUACCAGGGUGGCCCGGCUCCUGCAACGUGAACAGCAUGAGGGUCAGUGGGACCUCCUUCAGUGCCCUCGGCCUGUCAGCAAGGGCAAACAAAACAGGUCCCUUGGCAGGUGCCGUGGUCUCAUGACUGGCUGGGUCUGUGCUCAGUGCUGGGGGACAGGGGUUUUGCCCAAAGGAAUGUCAUAAACCAGGCUCACGUCUCACCCACUGGGUGCAUAUUCCCUGCUUGGCAAGUGUGGGGAGCUUGGGCUCAUUUUCAGCCAGUUACCGAACUUUGAGUCAUUGAUCUCUAUGAUGGGCCACAUGAAUGCAACUUGAGGGAGGGAGUUCAUGGGCCAAACAGGUUCCCAUCCUCUUUUUUGACAGCUCUUUGUCUUGGGCCUGGGAGGCUGCGAGGAGGAGGGAAGUUGGGCUGCCUGGUCCAUGUGCAGCUCUCAUCUGAGUCCAAGAGCUGCCUUGCUCAAAGGGCUCCUGGCUGUCACCUCCCACAGCCAUUUCCACCUGCCAUUGUCUCCUUAGCACAUUCCAGUCCUCUGCCACUUGGUUUAGAACUAGGUCUCCAGCUCCAUAGGUCUCUCCUCAGAGCCUGGACACCAGAUGGAGGUGGAGAUGAGGGGAAGCAUCAGGACAGAAUAGACAGACAAAUUCACUGAAAUGUAUGAAAAUAAUGUUUACACUCUGCAUAAAAAGUUCCCAGGCUGGCCCCUCCUACAGCAUGAAGGGCAAGUCUAUAUUCUUCUCACCAGUGCCCACGUAGAUGUAGCCACAGUUCUUGGUGCGGGGAGCGUGGUAAAAGGUGAGGCCUGGCCAGAGGAGACUGCGCAGCACCACCAGAGCGUUGCCCCUCUCCAUCUGGAUGCUCCAAGAUCCUGGGGAAAAGGCGAGGCCUGAGCUCUGUGGAGCCAGAGUUUUGUGCAUAUGCAGAGGCCCCAGCUCCUUGGGCUGCCAGGCCCUGGUGCUAAGGUUCUACUGGGAGAAGGGAAGAUGAUUUAAUUAUCCUGGGGUUUUACUCCCCCUGAUUGCCUUUUAGCCAUUUCACUGUUCAUUAAAACCACUUCCAGGGAGAGGGCAAAGGAAAUGAA
Molecule: messenger RNA, 1665 nt
Organism: Pteropus alecto (black flying fox)
Lineage: Eukaryota; Metazoa; Chordata; Mammalia; Chiroptera; Pteropodidae
Gene: MRPS18A
Product: mitochondrial ribosomal protein S18A
Exons: 5
Coding region: 43-525 (160 amino acids)
Biological process (GO): mitochondrial translation
Cellular component (GO): mitochondrial small ribosomal subunit; ribosome
Molecular function (GO): small ribosomal subunit rRNA binding; structural constituent of ribosome
Source: RefSeq, a predicted model, not a curated record